CGAGAGGGGAGAAACGUGACGUCACGUGAUUGCGUUCUACUCCCAAGCUGUCGGUGGGUGAAGACAUUUCUGAUUUUAGUCGAAUUUUGAAUUUCUGUCUCUCGAUUAAUUUCACAAGCGCGUAUUAUUGUGUUUCGUGAAGAAUAUCGUCAUAGAAUGCAAUUGACAGACGUUGCAUAGUAUCAGCACUGGUGGUUUGUGGGGGAAACAAAAGGAGUUUUAAUUUCCAAGGCAAUUGGGUGUUGGAUCAUAUUUUAUUUUCAACUGGAGGGACAGAUCCAGUUGUAAUGGCAGAAAACAAUUUCCCUCCCCUGCCUCGCUUCAUCCCUCUGAGGCCAUGUUUCUAUCAGGAUUUUAACGAGAUCCCAGAUGUACACCGUUCCAUGUGCAAGAAGCUGUACUACCUAUGGAUCUUUAACAGUGCCACCUUGGCGGUCAAUCUGAUUGGCUGCCUGGCGUGGAUGUGCGGCGGGGGUGGAGCCACUAACUUUGGCAUGGCCAUUCUGUGGCUCAUCCUGUUCACCCCCUGUUCCUACGUGUGCUGGUUCAGACCCAUCUACAAGGCCUUCAAGACUGACAGCUCGUUCAACUUCAUGGCGUUCUUCUUCGUGUUCAUGGCCCAGGUGGUGAUCAGCAUCAUUCAGUGUAUAGGCAUCCCAGGCUGGGGCGUCUGUGGCUGGCUGGCUACCAUCACCUUCUUCAGCACCAAUAUAGGCUCUGCUGUUGUCAUGCUGAUCCCCACCAUCAUGUUCACUGCCAUGGCUGUCCUCUCCUUCACCGGGCUCACCAAGGUGCACAACAUGUACCGUGGCACUGGGGGCAGUAUGAGUAAAGCCCAGGAGGAGUGGACCACCGGGGCCUGGAAGAACCCUCACGUCCAGCAGGCAGCGCAGCAGGCCGCUGUAGGGGUGGCGCAGGGAGCCAUGCAGCAGCAACAACCCCAGUACUCACAGGCACCCACCUAUAACUACGACGACCCGGGCAUGUAGGGCAGAGUGGAGGAGAGUGUCAGGGU
Messenger RNA from Oncorhynchus gorbuscha (pink salmon), 1015 nucleotides. Its product is annotated as secretory carrier-associated membrane protein 5. Gene Ontology annotation, cellular component: trans-Golgi network membrane; recycling endosome membrane. The transcript has 7 exons. Gene Ontology annotation, biological process: protein transport. NCBI's taxonomy places the organism in Eukaryota, Metazoa, Chordata, Actinopteri, Salmoniformes, Salmonidae. Bases 288 to 989 code for a protein of 233 amino acids. The record is from RefSeq and is a predicted model, not a curated record.